Caenorhabditis bovis is the source of this 558-nucleotide messenger RNA. The record is from the annotation of a GenBank genome assembly. NCBI's taxonomy places the organism in Eukaryota, Metazoa, Nematoda, Chromadorea, Rhabditida, Rhabditidae.
AUGGCGUUUGCACAGCCGCGUCGCUCACUUCCAGUAGUCGCUCGGUCAUCGGCACGAAUUUCAAGCUUGGAAAGUCACAAAACACUUGAUGAUACACUGCGAAAACAGCGUAAACUCAAACAAUUGGAUGGUUUGGAGCAAGAUAAUGCACACGACGACCCACACGCAAAUAUAAUAUGGAACAAAGCGGCGCCAAAAUUCGAAGACGAGCCAAUUUCGAAAAAAUCGCGAAAAGAUGACAAAAUCGGCGGCGGCGAGAAGUCGCGAAGGCGUCGCUUCAAUCGACCCGAGUUCAAUAAGCAACGAUUCAAGAAAUCAUUCGCCGUGCACGUCGCCGAGCACAGUAAAGUCAUCGCGGAAUCCGCCGAUCCCGAUUUUCGAAGAGUCGGAGCCUUCGAUCGUGCUCUAGCACCACCGUCAAACAAGCCGCAACGUCGUUUUUGCGCUGUGUGCGGACACUUCUCAAAAUAUUGCUGCACAAAAUGUGGCGCUCGUUACUGUAGUCUUCAUUGUCGCGAUAUUCACAACGAUACGAGGUGUAUGAAAUGGAUGGCUUGA